Molecule: messenger RNA, 904 nt
Organism: Dendrobium catenatum
Lineage: Eukaryota; Viridiplantae; Streptophyta; Magnoliopsida; Asparagales; Orchidaceae
Exons: 6
Coding region: 146-904 (252 amino acids)
Source: RefSeq, a predicted model, not a curated record
CUAUUACAAAUUUCUUCUCAUUCAAAAAAAAAAUAUUUUUUUGAAGGCAAACAUGAAAAUUUUCUCAAAUUUUCCGUUUAAUGUACCCUUGAAAUAAUUCAUCAGAUAUCUAAUUUUCUGUGUUCAUCUUCUUCUUCCCCAUCCAAUGGCUCUGAAUCUCUGCCCUCAUCCUCUCCAAGUUCUCUCUGUUACCCCAGAGAGAAGCCAAAUGGGAAUUCUUAGAAAGAACUCACCUUUACUCAUUUCAUUACAAAAUCUCGGAGGGCAAAGCUCUCCCCUGCUUCAAAGCUACAGUAAUGGAGGAAGCGCUUUUGUCUCUCGUGCAGUCAAAGAAAAGCAGACACAAACUUAUGGAUCGGCCGAAACCGAGAUAUCCGAAACCAAUCCUUCCUCUUCAAAGCUUGUUCUUGUUGUUGGAGGAACUGGUGGUGUGGGGCAGCUCAUAGUGGCAUCAUUGCUAAAGAGAAAUAUCAAAGCAAGAUUAUUGUUAAGGGAUCCUGCAAAAGCAAAAUCCUUAUUUGGCCUCCAAGAUGAGAAUUCUUUGAAGAUAUGGAAGGGAGAUACAAGGAAUCCUGAUGACUUAGAUUCAGCCAUUUUUGAGGGAGUGACGCAUGUAAUUUGCUGCACGGGCACUACAGCAUUUCCUUCCAGGCGAUGGAAUGGAGAAAAUACACCUGAAAGAGUAGAUUGGGAGGGGGUGAGGAAUCUCGUAUCGGCAUUGCCUGAAACAAUUAAGAGAUUUGUUCUCGUCUCAUCUGUUGGUGUCACCAAAUUCGAUGAACUGCCAUGGAGGCUUGGAGUUUUCGGCUGCGAUGACACGGCAAAUGACGUUUGGUGCUUAAUAAGAAAAACCUUGCGUGAACCCAGUGCUAAACCUAUAUCCGUUGAAAUUGCCGUAGUUUGA